This is a messenger RNA of Zeugodacus cucurbitae (melon fly), 4224 nucleotides long. Its product is annotated as adenylyl cyclase X E-like. The record is from RefSeq and is a predicted model, not a curated record. Gene Ontology annotation, biological process: adenylate cyclase-activating G protein-coupled receptor signaling pathway; intracellular signal transduction; cAMP biosynthetic process. NCBI's taxonomy places the organism in Eukaryota, Metazoa, Arthropoda, Insecta, Diptera, Tephritidae. Gene Ontology annotation, molecular function: adenylate cyclase activity. The transcript is spliced from 17 exons. The coding region runs from base 652 to 4149 and encodes 1165 amino acids.
AUUGAGAUAAUAUUGUGAUGAUUUCACUUUCUAGUUAGAAACUAUAAGCUUUGUUGUUUUCAGUAUUCCCUUUACUGAAUCCAGAAAUCUAUUGCACAAGCGUCGAACAAAAAUUAACUCUGGAAAGCCUGUUCAGGCAUUAUGUUUAUCUGCUCCCAAAAAAAAUUUCAAUAAGAUCUGGAUAAUCAUCUGUCGAAUAACCUCUUGAAACGGAAGGCAACUGCAAGCAGUAUGCCCGAAACCUGCUAAGAAGGGUUCUAGAUCUAUUUGAGUUGAUGUAUUAGAAAGAAGUCCGAACAAGGUCGACGACAAGAACUGAUCAGGAUAUCAAGAAAGGUUUACCAAUAGAAAAAACCAAACGAAAAAAGUUUAUUCUUCGAAACUAUAACUUUCAAAUGGGAGCAAAACAGAAGAAACGGCAGUAGCAACUUCGAUCUCUAAGUCAGCUUUUCGAAAAAUUUCUAAUUUCGUUAUUUCCUAAGCAUAAAUGUAAACACCUGUUAAACGAAAUAUGGUGUGUACGGCAGCAAACACGAUAGGAGAAAAAUGUAAAAAGAAAGCCCAACGACAACUCAAGUAUCAAAAUAAAAUCAGCUGAAACUGUCGUUAUGAUUUUUCGUUAAAAUUUGAUUUAUAAAAAAUCAAUAAACGAUGUACGCAAGUUACGAUCGCAAUCGCAAAUUCUCAGUCAAUGUUGGCGAUAUAUUAGACGACGUAACCAAUCAGUUCAAGGGUAAAUAUGAGCUGAGCGUGUUAAGGGAACAUUGUCGCAAAUAUGACGUGGAAAAGAUUUAUCAAACCUACAUGGCGCGGCUGCUAAGAAUACAAUUAAUCACAUUCUUGACGAUAGUCAUCAUCAUUACGGCCAUCUAUUGCGUGCUCUUGAUCGAUUCUGAUAUGGCGAUGCUUGACAUACCAAUCUAUGUGAUAUUCUCGAUUCUGGCUAUCGUGGCCAUAUAUAUUGGCAUAUGGAAGAGGGCGAUUGCGAAAUUUGCUUGGGUUAUUUACGUAGCUGUUCUAUCCAUAAUAUUUAUUAUGAUAAUGGAUAUCACUGUUCCCGUAGUGCACGCCGUCUCCUUUUACGAGAUCACUAUACCGCUAUUCUACAGUUUCAUUAUUUAUUCCAUUUACAUUUAUAUGCCGUUUACUAAUCACCUUUAUCCUUUCAUUUUGGGCGUUUCAAUAUCAUUGUGUUAUAUUAUAUUAUUUCUGUCGAUAACAUAUCGCAUGAAAGUUGAUGGCAGUACGAAUAUGGAUGAAGAAAAAAUUAUAUCAGAAAUCUUGUUUAUGGUGGGACUCAAUCUAUUGGGCUUAUUUUUUCGUCUACCACGUGAGAUGGUGGUACGACAAACCUUUAUAGACAAACGGGAAUGCGUUGAAGAAGAUCUGCUGUUGCAUGCUGCCAAGACACAGGAGAAAAUAUUACUGCUAAGCAUGAUACCUGGACCAAUUGCUGAUAAAAUAGAGGAGGACAUAAAAUUGCGACUCACGCGGACGAGCUUAACUUCACGCAGACGUUCAUCGUUUCAGCGAGAAGCGGAACUACUAUAUAGAAAACUCUUUAUUGAAACGCACGACGAUGUGACAAUACUCUAUGCGGAUAUGGUCAACUAUACGAAGCUAACAACAACGGUGGAUGUGAAGACACUUGUAGAAACACUACACGAUCUCUAUGUCAGAUUCGACGAUGCAGCGUUGGACUUGGAUGUUCUAAGAAUACAAUUCUUGGGAGAUUGCUAUUACUGCGUGGCAAAUGUUUCGAUACCGAAUGAAGAUCACGGUAAUGCUUGUGUGCGCCUCGGUUUACGUAUGAUAGAGGAGAUACAUGCGGAGAGAGAUAAUAGAGACCUGGAAAUGGAUAUACGUAUUGGCGUGCACUCGGGCAGCGUACUAUCGGGUGUUAUUGGCGCCACGAAAUGGAAAUUCGAUAUUUACUCGAAAGAUGUUGAGAUCGCAAAUCGUUUGGAGAGUACCGGUGUACCGGGACGUGUGCACAUAAGUGGUGAAACACUGGAACUGUUGGAUAAUGAAUUCGAAUAUGAAGAUGGUACCACGAAAGCACUCAAUGAUCCGCUAUUACAACAACACAGCAUACGUACAUAUCUUAUUAUACCGCCGAAAGCUUACAAAGGCAAACAGACGGUCUCAAAUCCCACGUUAAUGAGUAAAUUUUCGUUUCUGAAGGGCUCACCGCUGGGAUCUGCGUCGGAUCUGAGAACUGUUUAUUCCGGUGAUAUAAUACAAAGAAUGGUAGAUAUGGAGAUGCGACGAGAGAGUACAAGCAUUCCGGUCGAAACUUUACAAUUUCAUCGCAUAUUCUUUGGAAAAUCGCGACAUCUUACACGUUUCGAGAGAGAAGAGCAUAAUUUCCGUGUGAAUUUCUCCUGGUGGUUUAUGUGUUUCAAAAACUGGCGCUGGGAACACAACUACCUGAUACAACCAGAUAUUAAGCUAAAAUACAGUGUGCUUGUUUCAUAUAUAAUUAUCUUAUGCACGAUUUUCAUGCAGGCCAUCAAUGCCAGACAAAGCAUAAAAUUUUGGCUCUUGGUAGCUGUUGGAAAUGUAGUGAUGCUGUUGGUGUUAGGCUUGGUCUGGUACAAGAAACUGCGGGAAGUAUUUCAAAAAAAUUGGUUCUUCAUAAAACCGCGCAAUAAAUACAGUCGUUUUAUUUACGGUCUGUCCGAAUUUACACAAAGGGAGUUUAGUGUGCGCAUCUGCAUUUAUUUGGGCAUUUUAAUACUACAGUUGAGUUAUACGCUAAUACAAUUGAUUGCGAUCGCUUUCGUAUUGAAAAUGAGGAAAUCGAAAAUCUACUCUUUGAGGAUGGCACCAAGGAUAUACUGUGUUUCAACACCUGGGUGCAUGCUUUUUGGUCUAAUAUUAAAUUAUAAUUAUUUUGUUAAUUAUUUCCAUAUUUUGCAGGCUGUCACGGAGUGCAUUGUUAUGAAUCUAUUUCUAAAUUUUCUAUUCUCCGGCAUUACCUACAUUAUCAAAAUAGCUAUUGGCCUGCUUACACUCAUUAGUUACAUAAUUGUCAUAACUGUGUUGUAUGAUUUUGUCUACGAACGCAGUCUGAGUUGUAAUAGUCACCUCUAUCCAGAAUAUUCGCAUAUAUUUGUCUCCAUACUGACACUGAUCAUAUUUAAUAUGAUUAAUCGACAGAAAGAGUUCAUCUCGCGUGUGGAUUAUUAUUGGAAGCGUGAGCUAAAGAAGAAACAAGAAAACGCUAGGCUAACAAAUGAGACGAUUUCCCGUUUGGUCAGUAAUAUUUUGCCAUCGCAUAUAGUGGACAUUUAUAUGGACAAUCAGCUGACCAACAAGCUCUACUACGAAGAAUACUCCAAUGUGGCUGUGAUCUUUGCGACCAUUUUGAAUUUCAACAUUGAAGUUGUUGGUAUGCGUGUAUUGAACGAAAUAAUUUGCGAUUUCGAUGAAGUGCUAGGCACAUUCAAAGGCGUGCAUAAAAUUGAAAAAAUCAAAGUGGCCGGUUGGACGUAUAUGGCGGCAUGUGGCCUAAAUACCACCGGCACAGGGCAUAGGGGGUCGCUGGAACAGCGCUCUAGCGCAGUCUCAUUCGCAUUCAAUUGGCGGCGUGAUCAGUUGGCCAAUAGACAGGCGGCCAUUAGCGAGCUAUAUGUUGCGGAUGUUGCGGAUGUUGAGGAAAAGUCUACAACCAACGUGCCAAGACGUCGUUCGGUGCGUAUGUUCAAUGAUGGCGAAGAGCCAAUCACCGAUGAUGAUGUGGUUUAUGUGAUGGCGCGCUUUGGUUUAAGUCUGUUGCGUACAAUGGACAAUUUUAACAAAAACAAUUAUUAUCACGACAAUGAUAGUCAAGUAAUUGGUGAUUUACGUGUUGGUAUAGCGAAUGGUCCCGUUAUGGCCGGUGUUGUUGGCCUGUUUAAACCACAUUAUGAUAUCUGGGGCAAUUCUGUGAAUAUGGCCGCGCGCAUGGACUCAACUGGCGUGGCUAAUUCAAUACAAGUGACUGAAGAAACUGCCAAAAUAUUGACUCUGCACGACAUACAUUGUAUCUAUAGAGGUGUUACAUAUAUUAAAGGACGCGGCUCCAUACCGACAUAUUUCUUGGAUAUUGAUGAAAAUUUUCAAUUUAGAAAGUUUUCAUUAGACGGCACUGAGUUGGAUCCAUGAUAAUAAUUUGUAAUAUAUUAUAUAAUAUAAUUAUGAUUAUAAGCUAAUGUGAAAUAAAAAUCUAUUUAUUUAAAU